CGGCCUCACUGUGCUGCCUUGUAUUAUUAAAAAUUUAAUUAUUUGUUAGUCUGGCAACCUUGGUUUGGCAUCAGCAUUUUGCCAAGCAAACAAUUUGUCGGCCACCCAAUUGUAUGGGAAAUUCGUAAAUGCUUGCACCAUUGUUUGUUGGGUAGUCAAAUCGCAGCGAACGUAGAACUGUCGUUCGGUCGCCAAUACACAUAUAUGUAAUUUAAUUUAAUAAUAGUACAAUACAUUUUAGAGUGUGAAGACAUUGUGUCAUAAAUAUAUGAAUUAUAUUAUUCGCUAAUUAUGUAAACGGCAAAAACGGUGCUAGUUAAAAUCGAAUUGAGCAGUGAAAGAAUCAUUUUUCGCGCAGUGUGCUGUGGAUGCUUGCUUAUUAUAUGUACGUGAAUAUGUACAUACAUAUGUAUGUACUUGUAUAUUUUACUUCGUGUUCGUGACAGUUUAUUUUACUUACAUUAAGUAGUUUUUACAUCUAAACGUAUACUACACAUAUUUCUAAAACGAUAAAUAAAGCAAUUAAAGUGCUACUGUUAAGACAAACAGUGUAAAAGUCAACGUGAGAAUAAAAAUAAUCAGCUAUAUCGACGUUUCAUUGUCACACAUACACGCACACAUCUACAAAACAAGCGCACCGCGGACACACGUGCGUGUCUACCUACACACAUACACCCACACACUCAACACACACACUUUUGCAUACAAAGCAGCGCUCAGCUGUGCUCAGCUGUCAUUUGUUGUCAAUGUGUUUGAUCCUGCCACAGUGUUUUGUUUUGCGCGGCAAGCUUGCAAAUCGGUGUACCGUAACAACGGCAAUAGCAACAACAACAAUUGAUUGACUCAACCGUUGGCAGCCACAGCUCUCUCCAUAGCCGGAGGGGCCUCAUUAAACUCAACUUGCGAUAAAGUUGAGGUGUCAGAAGGUAACAAGCACACACAAAGAAAACAGCUAACAUGCAGUCCGAUGAUAAAGCGUCCAAGUUGAACAAAAGCCCAGCCACAAAGACUACGUCUGACCCAAAGACACACACGACUCCAACAACAACAUCAGCAGCAGCAGCAACCACAACAGCAACAACCACAACUGUUGCUGCUGCAGACUCCAACUCAAAGUCGAGCAAACAACGGACAAUCAGCGCUUUGGUACGCGGUCUGCAUGACACGGGCACAAAUGAUCUGCAGUCGCUGCAUCGUCCGCUGCUGGAGCGUGAGGAGCGAUUGCUGAUGUUUGCAGCGAAUCACAAUUCCAAAUCCACGCCAAACACAAGCCCGCUGGGACGUCGUGGCGCGGGGGCAGCGAGUUGGCUCCACAUGCGUCGCUGCCGCGUCUAGUGAUCAACAUCGAGGCAUCCGCCGAUGCAACGCCGCUGGAUGCAACAAGUUGCAACACGACAGCGGCGACAACAACAACCACGGGCAGUGCAUUAGCUUUAUCGCCAUCGCCAACACCGACGCGCUCCCUCACCCCCGAUAGCUAUGGCCAGGAGUUGAACGGAGAUGCCGGCAGUGGGAGUUAUCAUCCAGAGCUGAGCAUCACGCCGAACACAACGCGACGUUUCAGUCACUUUAAUUUGGCGUUACGUCGCUUCUCCCAUAUCCAC
This is a messenger RNA of Drosophila sulfurigaster albostrigata, 1604 nucleotides long. RefSeq lists its product as uncharacterized. The transcript has 2 exons. Lineage: Eukaryota; Metazoa; Arthropoda; Insecta; Diptera; Drosophilidae. The coding region runs from base 958 to 1335 and encodes 125 amino acids. The record is from RefSeq and is a predicted model, not a curated record.